AUGGAUGUAGGAGCAGUACGCACGAGGAGGAUGGAGCCCAGUACUCAGGAGGGCAGUGUGAAGGAGUCUCCCGUGGUGGUUCACCCCCUGAUGCCCGUCGCCCGCCUGUACGUCUACGCCCUGCACGGCUGCCUCUGUGAGGUGGCCUUCACGGCCGCCUGCAACUGGUACGAGCUCCGCGACCGGAAGCUUAUGGGCCACACCAGCCUGUGGGCCCUGCCCAUCUACAGCUCUGCCAUCUUCCUCAUGGAGCGGCUGCACCUGAGCCUGCACCCGCGCUGCCCCCUGCUGGCCCGGCUGACCCUCUACACCCUGCUCACCUACCUGUGGGAGUUCAGCGCCGGGUUCGCGCUGAGGCUGCUCGGGGCCUGCCCCUGGGACUACUCCUCGUUCCGCUGGAACGUGAUGGGCCUGGUGACGCUGGAGUACGCGCUGCCCUGGGCGCUGGCCUGCCUCAUCGCCGAGCGGCACGUCAUCAGGAACACCCUGAGGGUGCGCCUGGAGACCCCGCCUCCGCACGCCUGA
Conger conger (European conger) is the source of this 525-nucleotide messenger RNA. Its product is annotated as transmembrane protein 229B-like. Lineage: Eukaryota; Metazoa; Chordata; Actinopteri; Anguilliformes; Congridae. The transcript has 2 exons. Bases 1 to 525 code for a protein of 174 amino acids. The record is from RefSeq and is a predicted model, not a curated record.